AUGUCAACGCCGGUUCCCCCGUCUACGCCAGUCGCACAGUCAGCUCCGUCAACUCCUCUCACCGGCACAUGGAGGCACCCCAAGUACGAUGAGAUUGUGAGGAGACAGAAGGCCGCGGCUUUCACAUCCGCCAAUGCUGUAAAGAUUGCAUACAACUUCCUGGGAUGGCUAUUAGCGUUGAGCUUCGGGCGAAUGGUAUGGAGAUUCAUGCCGGGACUCUUUUACCCUGGCAAGGCUCUCUACCCAUAUGCAAAUUGGGUAUACUGGGCGCUCCAAAUGGUUUUCGCCCUCAACAUCAUCAUCGCAUGCCGGCCACUCUUCGUAGCAGUCGACAAGUUCGAAGAUAUUCCGUUGACCCCCGCUCAACGAAAGCUCCUCGGAAUCCCAGCAAGCUCCGUCCCUCUCACACCUGGCUCUCACUACAGCACUCCGCCAAAAUACACACGCACACCAACACCUUUGAGUGGCUCUCCUGUUGCGAAAGGCAACUACUCGAACUCUCCGCUGUCAGGGAAGGGAAGUCCCAACGGUGGCAAUCUGUUCUCUCCGAACGCCAGUACGAUGCUGCAGAAGGUAAUGGGGGGAGGAAUGGGUGGGAGUAGAAGGGCCUCGUAUGGCUCUCAAAGUCCUCUGGGUCCGUCUAGCUCGAGAAUCAACUUGCCUGAUACACCUAGCUCGCCAAGUCCGGCUACCAAGACUGGAGGAGGAAUUGCUCUGAACAGCAAGUGGCUCUAUGAUAAGGGAAGAAGGAAUUCUGGGAGCACUCGGCUGUACUAA
Drepanopeziza brunnea f. sp. 'multigermtubi' MB_m1 is the source of this 777-nucleotide messenger RNA. RefSeq lists its product as uncharacterized. The record is from RefSeq and is a predicted model, not a curated record. Gene Ontology annotation, biological process: protein import into nucleus; spindle pole body duplication. Gene Ontology annotation, cellular component: nuclear pore transmembrane ring; nuclear outer membrane. Lineage: Eukaryota; Fungi; Ascomycota; Leotiomycetes; Helotiales; Drepanopezizaceae.